Chironomus riparius is the source of this 832-nucleotide messenger RNA. The record is from the annotation of a GenBank genome assembly. NCBI's taxonomy places the organism in Eukaryota, Metazoa, Arthropoda, Insecta, Diptera, Chironomidae.
AUUCAAGCCCUGCAAUCGAGAAAAAUCGGUGAAUUUCUAUAAACAAACAAAUAAUUAAAGAAAUUGAAAAAUAUGACGGAUAAGACGAGUGAAUUACAAGCAAUUAAGCAAGAAUUAAUUGCAUUAAAAGAUACAGCAACAAAAGAUCGCGUGAAAAAUUUGCUACAAAAGGAAAUAAAUAGUAUUGACAAUGAAAUUAGAGAGAUUCAAAUGAAGCAAUUGGCUAAAGAAGAAGCAUCAAAAGCACCGACAAAGAUAACUGUAGAUAUUAAGGAACACGCAUUUGAUGAGUCAGACAAGUUUGUGAAGCUUUACAUUCCGUUCGAUGCUACACAAAUAAAGGAUGAAGAUGUUCAACUAGAUUUAAAUGAGGAUUCAUUUUCCUUAGUGAUUCAAACCCCGAACAAAAAUCAUCGAUUUGUUGCCACUUCACUGCUCAGAACAGUCAAUGUUGAAAAGAGCUACAAAAAAGUUAAGUCUGACAUGGUUUCUGUGUACUUAAAAAAGGUUAAGGAAGGUGAAAAUUGGGGAUGCUUAACAAAAACUGAGAAGAGAUUAAAGGAAAGCAAAAGUAAAAUGUUUGAUAAGAAUGAUGAAGAUGCAGCCGAUUCAGGAAAUCAGUUGAUGAAUAUGAUGAAGAAAAUGUAUGAGACUGGUGAUCCAGAAAUGAAAAGAACAAUUGCCAAAGCCUGGACAGAAGGACAAAAUAAGCAGAAAGAAUUUCCAAUGUGAAUUUAAAGAUGUCUCUCUCUAGAACUUGAGAUAUAUCUUGUAUUAAUUACAAACUUCCUUUAAAUCACUAAAUAAAGUACCGUAUUUUUUAAAUUCAAAA